Messenger RNA from Aspergillus chevalieri, 366 nucleotides. RefSeq names its product SWI5/SAE3 family protein. Gene Ontology annotation, cellular component: Swi5-Sfr1 complex; Swi5-Swi2 complex. The transcript has 3 exons. Gene Ontology annotation, biological process: double-strand break repair via homologous recombination; meiotic DNA recombinase assembly involved in reciprocal meiotic recombination; meiotic joint molecule formation. The record is from RefSeq and is a predicted model, not a curated record. Bases 1 to 366 code for a protein of 121 amino acids. NCBI's taxonomy places the organism in Eukaryota, Fungi, Ascomycota, Eurotiomycetes, Eurotiales, Aspergillaceae.
AUGCCCUCAUCACCAGACCCAAGCCAAUCCCAACCCUCCCAACACGACUCUCCCCAUCUCACGUCAUCCGAAAACGGCCAGAAUCUUUGCCCGGAACAGCUCCAGCGGGAAAAGAAGGUGAAAACCCUCCAAGCGUCAAUCAAUGACCUCCAAUCCCAAACACAGCAGCUUGAGGGGGAGAUUGCAGAGGUUAAAGCUAAGCUAAAAAAUGACCCCUCAAUCACCGUCAAGCGUCAUAUCCGUCUUCUCCAUGACUACAACGAAAUCAAAGAUGUCGGUCAAGGAUUGAUGGGGUUGAUUGCGGAGGCGCGUGGAAUGAGGCAGAUUGAGGUGCAGAGGGAGUUUGGAAUUGGUGAGAAGGAUUAA